CACUGCAAAGUAAGUGCUUGUGUGCGUAUGAUUGCACAUCAUUGGUUCACAAAUAAAACAGGGAAGCAUAUUUAUACCUCCACUGACGUAUCCCACAAACAUGUUGAUUCAAGGCAACAUAGAAAAAAGAAAAGACUGAUCCCUCUACUUGAAAAUAAACAAAACCACACCAGGGCAGUUCAGAACCUGAAACCUUUGGCACUUGUCGCAGCUGAAAUUGGGUCAUACAAGAUCAACUCCCACAGUAAACAAGUGCAGACGACAGAGAAGGAGCCGGUCUGAGUGGAGGUUUAGGAUAUCUGACCAGACAAAGGAGAGCAGUCAUGCCCAGCUCAGGAGGAGCAGAUCCAAAGGGAGAAGAUUUAUCCACUGCCAUCCUGAAGCAGAAACACAGACCCAACAGACUCAUUGUGGACGAAGUGCUCAUUGAUCUCAACAAAGCUCACAAUGAAGACGGUAGCAUCGUCAGCCUGUCACAGGAUAAGAUGGAGGAGCUGCAGCUGUUCCGGGGGGACACGGUGGUGUUGAAAGGGAGGAAGCGUCGCCAAACGGUGUGCAUCGUCCUGACUGAUAACACCUGUGGGCAAGAACGAGCCCGCAUGAACCGUGUGACGCGCAACAACCUGCGUGUCCGGCUCGGUGAUGUCAUCAGUAUUCAUGCCUGCCCUGAUAUCAAGUAUGGGAAACGGAUCCAUGUCCUCCCAAUAGAUGACACCAUUGAGGGCCUGUCUGGAAACCUCUUUGACGUUUUCCUCAAACCGUACUUCCUGGAGUCUUACCGGCCCGUCCAUCAAGGGGACAUCUUCUUGGUGAGGGGGAGCAUGAGGGGGGUGGAGUUCAAGGUGGUGGAGACUGAUCCCGGCCCUCACUGCAUCGUAGCCCCGGACACUGUCAUCUACUGCGAGGGAGACCCAAUCAAAAGAGAGGAUGAGGAAGAGAGCCUUAACGAUAUCGGCUACGACGACAUCGGAGGCUGUCGGAAGCAGCUGGCGCAGAUCAAAGAGAUGGUGGAGCUUCCUCUCAGACACCCGGGCCUCUUCAAGGCUAUAGGAGUGAAGCCCCCCAGAGGGAUCCUGCUGUACGGCCCUGCAGGCACAGGGAAGACCCUGGUGGCCCGGGCUGUGGCCAAUGAAACUGGGGCCUUUUUCUUCCUCAUCAACGGUCCGGAGAUCAUGAGUAAGCUUGCAGGAGAGUCAGAGAGCAACCUAAGGAAGGCGUUUGAGGAGGCGGAGAAGAACGCUCCGGCCAUCAUCUUUAUUGAUGAGCUGGACUCCAUCGCUCCUAAGAGAGAGAAGGUGAAUGGUGAAGUGGAGCGGCGUAUAGUCUCGCCGCUCCUGACCCUGAUGGAUGGCCUGAAGCAAAGAGCUCAUGUAGUCCGUCAUGGCAGCCACAACCGACCAAACAGCAUUGACCCUGCUCUGAGACGCUUUGGCAGGUUUGACCGGGAGAUUGACAUUGGAAUCCCUGAUUCCACCGGCAGACUGGAGAUCCUGCAGAUUCACACCAAAAACAUGAAGCUCGGGGACGACAUUGACAUGGAGAGGAUUGCGAAAGAGACCCACGGUCAUGUAGGCGCUGACAUGGCUGCUCUGUGCUCUGAAGCUGCUCUGCAAGCUAUCCGCAAGAAGCUGACCCUCAUCGACCUGGAGGAUGAUACCAUCGAUGCAGACCUGCUCAACUCACUGGCUGUCACCAUGGACGACUUCCAGUGGGCGCUGAGUCAGAGCAACCCCUCGGCUCUGAGAGAGACUGUUGCAGAGGUGCCUCAGGUGAACUGGGAGGACGUUGGAGGACUGGACGAGGUCAAGAGAGAACUGCAAGAGCUUGUUCAGUACCCUGUGGAGUAUCCAGACAAGUUCCUGAAGUUUGGUAUGACUCCGUCUCGGGGAGUGUUGUUCUACGGCCCUCCAGGCUGCGGGAAAACUCUGCUGGCUAAGGCCAUCGCCCACGAGUGCCAAGCUAACUUCAUCUCCAUCAAAGGACCCGAGAUGCUCACCAUGUGGUUUGGAGAAUCUGAGGCCAAUGUCAGAGACGUGUUUGAUAAGGCCAGACAGGCAGCCCCCUGCAUCUUGUUUUUUGAUGAGUUGGACUCUAUUGCCAAAUCCAGAGGAGGGGGAGCAGGGGAUGGAAGCGGUGCAGCUGACAGAGUCAUCAACCAGAUACUCACAGAGAUGGACGGCAUGUCGGACAAGAAGAAUGUUUUCAUUAUUGGAGCCACGAACAGGCCAGACAUCAUUGACAGUGCCAUCCUGCGGCCGGGUCGUUUGGACCAGCUCAUCUACAUCCCGCUGCCGGACAAAGCGUCUCGCACAGCAAUCCUGAACGCCAACCUUCGCAAGUCUCCUAUUGCAAAAGAUGUGAACCUGGACUUCCUUUCUGGCAUCACUGAGGGUUUCUCUGGAGCAGACCUGACAGAGAUCUGCCAGCGGGCCUGUAAGAUGGCCAUCCGUGAGGCCAUCGAGGCCGAGAUCAAGGCUGAGCGCGAGAGGCAGAACCGACCCGGCGUCCCCAUGGAUGAAGACUUUGAUCCAGUCCCAGAGAUCAGGAAGGACCACUUUGAGGAGGCGAUGCGAUUCGCUCGUCGCUCUGUCAGUGACAAUGACAUCCGCAAAUAUGAAAUGUUUUCUCAAACUCUGCAGCAGAGCCGGGGUUUUGGAAACUUCAGGUUCCCCUCUGCUACGGGUACCCGGUCUGGAGGUCAGGGGUCAGACUCUGGGUCAGGGGGGCCGGGACUGCAAAGUGAGGAAAGCAAUGAUGAUCUCUAUCAGUGACAGAGUUGGGAAGUAGUGGAGUACAAAUACUUUGUUACUGUACUUAAGUACAUUUUUCUGGCAUCACUACUUUACUCCACUACUUAUUUUUCUGACGACUUUUUACUUUUACUUCUUACAUUUUCAACACAAAGCUGUACUUUCUACUUCUUAUAUUUUCAAAACAGGCUUGUUACUUUAGUUUUAAUCUGCGUUUGGUGGUGUGAUCAUUAUUAUUUAGAGUCAUUGCGUGACUAUUGAUUUGAACACGAUCCAUGUAUCCAUCAUUUCCUGGUCUUCUCUAAACAAGAGGGACCAAUGAGAAUGGCAGACAUUAGGGAGGAAGCGUAAGAGGCAGAGUUGUCGCAAGUUAGCGACAAGCGGAGAUAUUAAUCUCCCUCACCCAUGGCCAUACAGUAUUUGAGGGUGAUGCUCGAAAUGAUCGGCAUCAGAAGCGAUUCCUGGCGAUGUGUGGUUCAGGAAACUAUUGUUACGCUGAUGUGUUCAGCUACAAUGUUACUUCAUGUUAAUUUGUUUGGUUUUCGAAGACACGGACACAAAUACACACACAAAUACUGAGUUGGGUUGUUUAUUAAUUGAUCCAACAAUUUUAAAUAAAGUUCACUAUAUAA
This is a messenger RNA of Gymnodraco acuticeps, 3382 nucleotides long. RefSeq lists its product as uncharacterized. Lineage: Eukaryota; Metazoa; Chordata; Actinopteri; Perciformes; Bathydraconidae. Gene Ontology annotation, biological process: mitotic spindle disassembly; retrograde protein transport, ER to cytosol; autophagosome maturation. The record is from RefSeq and is a predicted model, not a curated record. Gene Ontology annotation, cellular component: cytosol; nucleus; VCP-NPL4-UFD1 AAA ATPase complex. Gene Ontology annotation, molecular function: polyubiquitin modification-dependent protein binding; ATP binding; ATP hydrolysis activity.